GUGGAAUACUCUCCGAAUCUACAUACAUAUUUAAAACCCUAAUUCUCAUUUGUCACAACACUGUCUCUUAUAGCUUGAUCUCCGCCUCAGCUUCUUUUUAUCUCGAUUUGCUCUCCCGGAAGAUUUCCAGAACAAUUUCUGAUCCAAAAUCAGACGCCGAAGUUCGUAUACUUUCCGUCUGAGCAAUGGCUUUGGUCUUGCACACGUACAAGGGAAACAAAAGUGCUGACAAGGCACUCAUUGCCGCAGAGUACGCUGGCGUGAAGAUCGAUGUGCCUGACUUUGAGAUGGGUGUCACAAACAAAACCCCAGAGUUCCUCAAGAUGAACCCUAUUGGAAAGGUUCCGGUACUUGAGACUCCGGAGGGUCCCAUUUUUGAGAGCAACGCCAUUGCUCGUUAUGUUAGCCGGUUGAACGGCGACAACUCCUUGAACGGAUCUUCCCUGAUCGAAUAUGCACAUAUUGAGCAAUGGAGUGAUUUCUCCUCAUUGGAGAUUUAUGGAAACUUUUGGAAGUGGUUGGGCCCAAGAUUGGGAUAUAUGCCAUACAAUGCUCAGGAUGAGGAAGCUGCCAUCUCUGCAUUGAAAAGAGCACUUGAUGCAUUGAAUACACAUCUCACUUCCAACACUUACCUUGUUGGACAUUCUAUCACCCUUGCUGAUAUUAUCACCGUCUGCAACUUGAACUUGGCAUUUUCCAAUAUCAUGACCAAGAGCUUUACCUCUGCAUUCCCUCAUGUUGAGAGAUACUUCUGGACCGUGAUUAACCAACCAAACUUCAAGAAAGUGGUGGGUGAUGUCAAACAGACUGAAGCAGUCCCUCCUGUUGCUUCCAAGAAAGCUGCCCAGCCUGCAAAGCCCAAGGAACAGCCCAAGAAGAAGGAAGCCCCUGCAGCAGAGGCGCCUAAGCCUGCUGAAGAGGAAGAGGCACCAAAGCCCAAAGCAAAGAACCCUCUUGACUUGCUACCACCAAGCCCAAUGGUUCUCGAUGAGUGGAAGAGGCUUUACUCAAACACCAAAUCUAACUUCCGUGAGGUUGCUAUUAAAGGAUUCUGGGACAUGUAUGACCCAGAAGGGUACUCACUGUGGUUCUGCGACUACAAGUACAACGACGAGAACAUGGUGUCCUUCGUGACGCUGAACAAGGUGGGUGGGUUCCUACAGCGCAUGGACCUGGCACGUAAAUACGCCUUUGGAAAGAUGCUUAUCUGCGGGUCGGAGGGUCCGUUCAAGGUGAAGGGUCUAUGGCUGUUCCGUGGACCAGAGAUCCCAAAGUUCAUAAUGGAUGAAGUGUAUGACAUGGAGCUUUACGAGUGGACUAAGGUUGAUAUCUCAGAUGAAGCCCAGAAGGAGCGCGUCAGCCAGAUGAUCGAAGACGCAGAGCCAUUUGAAGGUGAAGCUCUCUUGGACGCCAAGUGCUUCAAGUGAAAAAAAGAACACAGUUUUGUUUUAAUAUGUGCCCCUUAAAAAGUAUUUCGUUUUGCAACUGUUCGAACAAGGUUGUAUGACAUUCUCAUAAAACUUCGGUAAGAGAGUGGAAGUCUGUUCCAUUUUCGUUUGUUGUCUGUCACUAUUUAAAUCGUUUUGUUUUUAAAUGAUUACAUGUGUUUUGCUAA
Molecule: messenger RNA, 1615 nt
Organism: Eutrema salsugineum
Lineage: Eukaryota; Viridiplantae; Streptophyta; Magnoliopsida; Brassicales; Brassicaceae
Product: probable elongation factor 1-gamma 1
Exons: 8
Coding region: 186-1427 (413 amino acids)
Biological process (GO): translational elongation
Molecular function (GO): glutathione transferase activity; translation elongation factor activity
Source: RefSeq, a predicted model, not a curated record